This is a messenger RNA of Leptopilina boulardi, 7792 nucleotides long. It is a transcript of the gene Neurl4, whose product is annotated as neuralized-like protein 4. NCBI's taxonomy places the organism in Eukaryota, Metazoa, Arthropoda, Insecta, Hymenoptera, Figitidae. The record is from RefSeq and is a predicted model, not a curated record. The transcript is spliced from 18 exons. Bases 727 to 5859 code for a protein of 1710 amino acids. Gene Ontology annotation, molecular function: ubiquitin protein ligase activity.
GACAAUGUUUAAACAUUUUUUUAAUAAUUAUUUAUUAAUUCUCUGAAAAGCGUUGUUAUCAAAUAAAAUUAAUUUUUAUUAUUUAUUUUAUCAACAGAGAAAUUUUCAAUUUUUACUUUUCUUACAACAGUAAAAAUAACAUUACUUUUGCUGUAUAAAUAAGUUAUAUGUCUUGAAUUUAAAAUAUUUAUUAUUAUUAUUAUUAUACAUUAUUAAAAUAAUGAAAAUCUAAUAAAUUGUUUAUUGCAAUUUUACUGGCUUUAAUAUGAGAUAAAUCCAUUUUCCGGGCCCAGCGCAAUGUAUACAUCAGAGCUUAGAACUAGUGGGGAGAGACAAGAAAUGGUAGAGCCGAAGAUGCACGAAGGAAACACGCUCACCGAUAUACGAGGGUAGCGUCGUAGUGGUGAGCAGUGGUAGUGGUUUUGCAGUAGCCACGAGGCGCCCGAGAAUACGCGGAAAAGUACUUAUGUUUAAAACUAUAUAACACAAUAAGUAUUUGAACGAGACAAAUUUUAAUUGUUGGAAAUGAAAAAGCAACUCAAAAACUAUCGAUUGGUAUAAAAAAAUAAAAAUCGAUUUAUUUAAUCAUAAGGUCCCUUUCACCGCGUCAGGACACAUAUAAAAAAAAAAGACCGGAAACUGUUAGCGCCACAUUUUGUAAUGUGGUGGGAUUUAAAAAUAAAGCUGAAAAUAGUGUUUUUGCGGGAGGGGGGGUAAUAAACACGAAUGGUCGAAAUGUUUCAUCGAAAAUGUGGUGAUCGUGUUAGUUUAAUUAAUAAUAAUUGUACGGCAGUGAGAAAUUUUUCUGAAUACAAUUAUGGUCUUGUACUUAGUGCUGAGCCACUUAAAGAUGAUGAACUUUUUGAAGUUCGUAUCGAUAAAAAGAUGAUGUCAUGGAGUGGAAGUAUCGAAAUUGGAAUUACAGCAUGUGAUCCAGAUUCCGUUGAGUUGCCUGCAUGUGCAACGAAUCUUCGUCAUGGAUCAUGGAUAAUGACAAGCUCUAGUAUUAUGCACGAUGGAGAACCAAUUGUUGAACUCUAUGGUGUUGAUCUCGAUACUUUGGAAGAAGGAAAUACUCUUGGUGUUAUGCGAACAUCCAAAGGUGAAUUAAUUUUUUACGUUAAUGGCACAUCACAAGGUGUUGCGGCUAUUAAUAUUCCUUUAAAAGUAUUUGCCGUUAUUGAUAUGUAUGGUAAUUGUGUACAAGUUACAAUAACACAACCAAAUUUAUGUAUUGCUGAACCAAAAGAAGAAAUUGAAAUUGAUAAUGAUUUGGCUAUGGAGGAGGCUUCAAAUUCAUUAACAACAAAUUUGGUGGCUAAUUUAAAUGUUAAUAUGAAUGUUAAUGUAAAUGUGAAUUUACCAAAAAAUCCAACGGCCGCAUCUGUUAGGGAGGAUCGAUUAAAAUUUCACGAGAGAGUUGGAACUUUAGUGAAAUUGUCGAAUAAUGCAAGAACCGCUGAGCGUAGGAGACCACUUGAUGAAUUUAAUAAUGGAGUUGUUAUGACACAUAGACAUUUACGUGAAAAUGAAUUAUUUGAGAUUCGAAUUGAUAGACUAGUGGAUAAAUGGUCGGGAAGUAUUGAAGUUGGUGUAACAACACACAGUCCAACUGCUUUAGAAUUUCCUGCAACAAUGACGAAUAUGCGUUCGGGAACAACAAUGAUGUCUGGUUGUGGAAUUUUAACUAAUGGCAAAGGGACACAGAGAGAAUAUGGUGAAUUCAAUCUCGAUGAGCUGAGAGAAGGCGAUCGUGUUGGAAUGAUAAGAAAAAGUAAUGGAAAUUUACAUUAUUUUAUAAAUGGUCUUGAUCAAGGUAUCGCAGCGAAAGUUCCAACUGUAGUGUGGGGUGUUAUUGAUCUUUAUGGAAUGACUGUGAAAGUGACAAUUGUUGAUCGCGACGAGAGAGAGGAACAAAAUCUUAUAACGAGACGAAACACACUUCAUUUACAAGCUCUUAAUGAAAUAGGAGAAGAGGAGCCACUGGAGAGAUUGAUGUUUCAUCCAUGCUGUGGAACGCGAGCAGAUGUUAUCAAUAAUGGUCGAACUGCACACAGGCCUAAUGCCAUUGACGAUUUUAAUAAUGGCGUUGUACUGACAUCAAGGCCCUUAAAACCAAACGAGCUCUUUGAAGUUCGUUUGGAUAAAAUAGUCACAAAAUGGGCUGGAUCCAUUGAAAUUGGCGUUACAACACAUUUACCAACGGAAUUGGAAUUUCCUUUUACAAUGACGAAUGUUAGAUCUGGUACUUGGAUGAUGACUGGUAAUGGUGUAAUGCAUAAUGGAAUAACAAUAAUAGAUCACUAUGGUCAAAAUUUGGAUAGAUUACAAGUUGGCGAUCGUGUGGGAGUGAUGAGAAAAGAUAAUUCAACUUUACAUUUUUAUGUAAAUGGAGCUGAUCAGGGAGCAGCUGCAAUGAGUGUACCAGAAAAAAUUUACGGCGUUAUAGAUUUAUAUGGACAGGCAGCUCAAGCUACAAUUGUUGACAAUACAGAUUUUUACAGUCCCACUACAAACAAUUCUAGUUUUAGUAAUACAACACUGUACAGUGAUUUGCGUUUUCAUCAUAUUCAUGGUAAAAAUGCGAGAAUUACAAAUAAUGGUUUAACAGCAUCGAGACCACGGGCUUUGGGGGAAUUUAACGAUGCUAUUGUUAUUGCCAAUAGAGCAUUGCGCGAUGGAGAAAUGUUUGAAGUUUUAAUUGAUAAAAUGGUUGAUCGAUGGUCGGGCGCAAUUGAAGCAGGUGUAACGGCAAUAAGACCCGAUGAAUUGGAAUUUCCAUCGACAAUGACUGAUAUUGAUCAUGAUACAUGGAUGUUGUCUGGUUCGACAGUUAUGCGUGACGGUGUGAAUCUCAGGAAUAAUUAUAGUUGUGAUUUAGAUAAACUUACCGAGGGUAAUCGAAUUGGAAUGAUGCGAUGUUCUGAUACGACACUACAUUAUUAUUUAGACGGUGUUGAUCAGGGUGUUGCUUGUACUGGACUUCCUGCACAUGUUUAUCCUGUUAUCGAUUUAUACGGCCAAUGUGCUCAGGUAACGAUUGUUUUGCCCGAGAGGAGAGAUACAAUGACUCAACAAUAUUUACCAUCGGAAAAUAGUACAAGCCAACAGCCAACUUCUGUAAUUCAACCUCAGGGUCAGACUGAAAUUAUGCACAAAUUUCAUGAGUCCGUUGGUUUAAAUAUUCAAUUAAAUAGUGAAAGGGGCAUUGCGACUCGAUGUCGUGAAUACAGUAAUGCUGUAUUAUUAAGUGAUUCACCACUUGAAAAUAAUGAACUUUUUGAAAUUUCCAUACAAGAAGUUGCACGCGAAUGGAGUGGUUCAUUGAGAAUAGGCGUUUUAAGUCAUGAAAAUGGCAAUUGGUUAACGUCAAUGAAUCUUGUACCAGGAAUGACGUGUAUUCCAUCGGACUCUUGGUUUUUAACUGGCAAUGAAAUACGUCACAAGGGUUAUGUACUUUGCAUGAACUAUUGUCCAAGUUUGGAUUGGAUAAGAGUGGGUGAUAAAAUUGGAUUGAAACGUACUCAGGAGGGGAAUUUAAAAUUUUAUAUUAAUGGAGAAGAUAUGGGAGUUGCGGCAUCAAAUUUACCUGAAAUGGUAUUUGCGGUUGUUGAACUUUUUGGUAGUACUGUUGCCGUUAGUAUCACGAGUAGUAAACAACAGCAUCCUGUAAUUUCACCGAAUGCCAGUUUACGAAUGCAAGAUUCUUUGGAAUUACUUUUAGAUCCCAUGCCACCAACAAUUCGAAAUGAUAUAGGAAUGGAAUCAUCGAUUGAAAAUUCAGAGGCAAAAUUAUUAAAUGAAAUUGUUCUUACGCCAACGCAACCAAUUAACGCUUCGGUGGGUGACGUUGAUUAUUGUUACGAAUUUCAUGAAAAUCAUGGAAGAAAUGUGCAAUUAGAAAAGCGAAUAACAGCUAGAAGAGUAGCUAGUUACAAUCAAGGUGUAGUUAUGUCUAGUCGUCCUUUGAUAAGAGGUAAAAUGUUCCAAGUAAAAAUAGAAAAAAUAAAUGAACGAUGGGUUUCUGGAAUGCUUUGCGGUGUUACUUGUGUAUCACCGGAAAAAGCGACUUUUCCUGUUACUGCACUUGGAUUUAAAAAACAUUCGUGGAUUAUAUGUGGGGAUUGGAUCUCACAUAAUGGAACAAAAGUGAAAACAAAUUAUGGAUCAAAUUUAGAAAAUUUACAAUGUGGAUCAACGGUGGGUUUAUUAAUUGACGAAGAUUCGAGAUUACAUCUUUAUAUAAAUGGCACUGAUCAAGGAAUAGCGGCAACAGAUUUACCAUUGUAUGUUUAUGCAAUAAUCGAUUUAUACGGUCAGUGUGAACAAAUUUCAAUAUUUGGAUUUACAUUCGAAACAUGUACAAAUAAUAGUACAAUAUUAGAACGUGCAACAGUUGAAAUUGAGGAUAUUGAAAAUUCACGUGAAAAAGCCGAUUUAGAAUGUCACGAGAAGGAAAAUAUUGUCCCUGAAAUUGCCACUAAUCUCACAUUAAAUAUACCAAUUCAAAGUACUGCUAAUUUAAAUCUAGUCGACAAUAUGCCCCAUACGUCCAAUAAUAAUUCACAUCAAAAUAAUGUAAUGGCAAGUAGUAUUCAUUCUGAUAGUAAUAAUUCUGAUUCAUAUUCGGAUAUAAAUAAUGAUCAAAUUGAACAACAUUUAAAAAAUAAACAUCGUAAUGAUGAUGAUAAUAAUGUAUUGUGUGGCAAUGAUGAUUCAAAUAAUCAUGAUAUUGAUAAUAGUCAAGUGAAUAAUGAUACAGAUUUAAAUCACAUAACACGGAAUGAAUGUACAAAUGUAGAAAUAAAUAAUGCAACGAAUAUUAAUAUUAAAAAUGGCUCAGCAUUGAAUACAAGUAAUAUGAGCAAUUUAAAUACAGCGAUAAAUUCAACAAAUGCUAAUAAUGCAAUUAAUGAAAGUAUUGCAUCUAAUAGUCAAAAUAAUCAGGAGAAUAAUUCACCGUGCCUCAUGAAUGAAACAGGAACAAAUAAUCAAUUUUCUUGUCUUAAUUCAUCAACAAUGAUGCAAAAUAAUAUGUGUGUUGUUUCAAAUGGACAGGAUUUACAAGAAUUAAGAUUGAAUUUAAAUGGACAUUAUCAAAUUUUCAAUAAUUGCUUUACAAACAGUAUUUCAAAUCAAAAUAUAUUAAUGACACAAAACGUCCUACAUAAUGCACCAUUGGUCGCUUCGCUGCCGUCCACUCCAAUUGGGAGUUUUGUAUCAGCUUCAAAAAAAUGUGAAUAUCUUAAAGCAUGUACUAGAUUGAAAAAAUCACUUGUUUUACCCGAUGAAUUUUUUUCACUCGAUGAAAUACUUUGCUAUUGUCAUUCAUGUUAUAAAAUUGAUGGCGAGAGUGUUAUUUGUAAAAAAGGUGAACCAUUGGCGGAAUUUGCUGUUCCAAUUGGUUGGACGAGAUUUCCAUUAAAACAAAGUAUUAACGCUAAUCAAAUUCCUCAAUGUACGACUGAUAAAUGGCAUGUGGCUUUUUAUGGCACAAGAUUGGACGCAGUCAGGCGAAUUUUAGAUAGAGGUGAAUUAUUAACAAAGGAACAAUUAGACAUGAGUAAUUUAACAACGAGUGUAAAUAGUGAAGAUCAAAAUCCACAAGUGGUUUUUUCACCAAAUAUAAAACACGCAGGCACGGAAGAUUUUACAAAACAGUAUCCAUACAUAGAUACGCAAUCGGACAAGAAGCUCAAUGCAUCGACUGCAUUCCAGUUAUUAGUAAGACCCGGUUCAUAUACGACAAAUUCGAAAAAAGAUGACGUCGAUUCACAGCAAGAAAUUACCGAAUGGUCCACAAAAGAAGCUGGCGCAACAACAAUUGUUGCUCUUCUCAUUCAUCUGGAUGGUUUUUAAAUUUAAGAAGUCCAAUUUUAAAUAAUUAUUCAAUAUCCAAAGAUGAAUGCGUCGAUCUUUCACCAAAAUAAAUCGACGACGCGUUAAUUUUAAUUUUAAAAAAUUAUUCUCUUGGAAUAAUUUGAUUUUAAAAUUUCUUUUUCUAUUAAAUGAAACCCUCCCAAUAUUUUUACGUUUAUUGUAAAUAAGUCUUCUUCGCUGAAAGAACUGUAACUGUAUUAAAUUUAGGCACUUUCUGUGAUAUAUAUUAAUUACAAUUUAUCUAAUAUCGUCACUUAAUGUAAUUGUAAUCACUUAUAAGUAUAUAUGAAUGAUUCAUUUAAAAGAAAAAAUCAGUUACAAAUAAAUCAAACGGAAAAUACUAAAUAAGUAAACAAAAGCCAAUAAUCAUUUACAGAAGCUAAUUUUAUUAUUGAUUUUUGUUUUUUAUUUUAAAAGUCACGUCAUGAUAUGUCAUUCAUAUAUUUUGCAAGAAAUUUAUUUUUUUGUUUAAAAAAAAAAAAAAAUUUUAUUUUCCCCGACUUAAAGAAUCAUUCAUAUAUAAUUGUUCGUCAAAUUUUUUCCUUUUAUAUAAUAUACAUAUAUAUAUAUAGAUAUAUUUAGUCAAUCAUAAAAAAAAAUUUCAUCUUUAGAAUUUUUAGUGCAAUCCCCCUCUUUCUUUUUAUCAAUUUUGUUCUAAUGCAAGAAAAAGAAACAUGAUUUCUUCUAGUCAUUAAAAAUAUCGACGAACAAAAUAUUGUCAACGUGUCCAUGUUACUAACGUACGAGUCAAUUUAAAUAAUGAAACAAUUUAAGAAGCAAUAUAAAGAAAAAAAAAAUGCAAUUUUUGCCGAAUUUUUUUCGGGAUUUUGAAUUAUUGAGACUUAUAAUUGACUCCUUAAGAAUUUUGUUUUCACAAUAAGCCUAUUUGUUAUAUUCUUAUUACAAUCCAAGUUUGUACAAUGAACUCAUGCGCGAUCUACAGAAAAGUCUAUUUUUCAUGAGUAAAUCAAUGAUUGAUAAUUUAAAAAAAAAAAAAGAGUCGAAGAGGUUACGAAAUUAUUUUAAAAACUAUAAUUCUUGUUCCAUCCUAUAUGAUAGAAAGAAAAAUUCAGUGUAAUUGCGUAGAUUUUAAAUAUAAAGAAAAAAGUUCAUUCGCGCUUUAUAGUGUAAUUAAAAAAAAAUAAAAAUUUCUAAACCCUCCGCAUAAGAUUGUCUCAAGUAAAAAAAAUAAACAAUAUUCAAUUAAAAGAUAAUGUUUUGAUUACUAAAUUAUAGUUUUAAAAAUGUGGUCAAAAGAAAAACAAUUUAUUAAAUUAUAUUUUACUUUUUAAAAAGAAUUUUACUUUGAAAAAAUUAAUUCAGAAAUUUUUUUCGCUUGAGACUAUUUUUCUAUGAGGUUUAAAAAUUCCAAGUAGGUGAAAAAAAAAAUUGUAAAAAUCUUUAACAACGUAUUUUUAAUUACUAGCACUUUUUAAUUUGGGAAAUUUUAUUGAUUGCAUUAAAGAUUUAUGGUGCGGUGAAUUUUUUUUAAAAAUAAAUUUAAAAAAUUGAUAAUUUCCUUGAUCAAAAUGUGCUUGUAAGACAUUCCCACCUACACAGUAAUUAUUAGCUAAUUAGAGAGUUCACGUACAUUAACGGAAGAUAGUAUUAGAUUAGAGAUGGCACUCGAAUUCUUUUUAUUAUUUAUGUCUUUUUAAAAAAAUAAAAAAAACCUUGUAACACGUACGCGUUACAAUAAGAAAAUUAUAAUAAUCCACCUACUAGCAGGUUGCAUGGAACGUCCUUACAAUUUUAUUUAUAAAAAAAAAAAAAAUGAAUGAUCGUAUGGAUGAGAAAAUAAUGCGAAUUCUGUAAUAUACGUGAGAGCUAAUGGGAUGCAAAAAAAAAAAUCUUUAAAUUAAAGAAAAUAUAUAUUCAAUGGAAAAAAAAAUAGUUUUUCUUCUCUGCCUGA